Cryptomeria japonica (Japanese cedar) is the source of this 992-nucleotide messenger RNA. RefSeq lists its product as uncharacterized. The coding region runs from base 72 to 725 and encodes 217 amino acids. NCBI's taxonomy places the organism in Eukaryota, Viridiplantae, Streptophyta, Pinopsida, Cupressales, Cupressaceae. The record is from RefSeq and is a predicted model, not a curated record. The transcript has 2 exons.
UCUUUUUCAUGAUUUGCUUUUGGGAAUUCCAGUUCUGAACAUGGUGGAUUCAAACAAAUGUGCAGAGCAUUAUGUCAGAGAUGAGUGAAGAGGAAAUGUGCAUAUCAACCCAAAUAGUGAAGUACAAAGAAUUUGCAGGAAAUGAAGGACAACAACAUAGCUCCUCUGUAGUGAGUCAUCUCAGAAGCUUAGGAUUUGAUGCAGCAAUCUGCAGAUCCGAGCCCAAACAUGACAGAAGCUUCCCUGCUGGGAAAUAUGAGUUCAUGGAUGUUCUUGUGAGAAACAGGAAGGAGAAAAGCACCCGAAUAUUGGUGGACAUGGAUUUCAGAACGCAGUUUGAGAUUGCAAGACCCAGUAGCGAAUACAGUGCUCUCAUACAACUGCUUCCUCUGCUUUAUGUUGGGAAUGCAGAAAAACUCGUUAAAAUUGUGAAGAUAAUGUCCAAAAGUGCCAAGACGUCUUUGAAAACAAAGGGAAUGUGCAUUCCCCCAUGGAGAACAUAUGCUUACAUGCACUCCAAAUGGUUGAGUUCUUGCAGGAGAAUAACCAACUGUUUUAUUGAGGAAAUCAUGCCAUGCCAGGGUGGAGAAAAAGAGGAAUGCAUUGAAUUGAAGUUAGCACAGAAAUCUGAGAAACAGAGAAUGGGAAAGUUGACGUCAAAGCUGCCCACUGUUUUAAUGGAAGCCGGACUAACUUCUAUGUUCAAGGUAGUAGCUGUAGCAUAAGAUUUGCUAUAUCUUGGCUUGUUUAAUUGAGUAUAUUCGGGGCAAUUUUUCAUGAAAUCCAUAGAAAUUUUGUAAUCCUAUUCUUUUCGGGACUCAUUUCAACUAAAACUAUAGUUAGUAUUGUUGAACUGUGUGCUCAAACCAUUUGUUUUUGACCAUUUUUUUUCAAAGUUGCAGUCAAAACAAGCUCUUCACUUGAGAGAGUGGAGUAGGUGACGAGUCCAUUUUGUCAUUUGCCUGGCAGCCGCCCUCCUUUCAAGCAUGUUG